This is a messenger RNA of Carassius carassius (crucian carp), 1229 nucleotides long. RefSeq names its product zinc finger MYM-type protein 5-like. The transcript is spliced from 2 exons. The coding region runs from base 234 to 1229 and encodes 331 amino acids. The record is from RefSeq and is a predicted model, not a curated record. Lineage: Eukaryota; Metazoa; Chordata; Actinopteri; Cypriniformes; Cyprinidae.
UGUUGAUCUCACCAAGCACAGUUCCUUGCUAGAUGUUUAAAUACACAAUACAGUAUCUCGCAACUUUUUCCAAAUAAAUUUACUUUUGAAUCAUGUCCAGAUGCGAUGAGACAAUAUCUGCAGCCACGACAGACAUCUGUUGACGCUGCGGCACUGUCUACACCUGCUGGACCUCUAGGUGAAGAAUGUAAGCUUUUUUCUGAUUUGGAGUAUGAUUGCAGGACAGAUCUUUCAUGAUUUUUUUUCAAUUAUUAAUAAGAAGGCAUACAAAUAUGAAUUUAAUAUUUGUAUUAUAUCAGAAGAAAGCUGUUACAAGUGGGUGUGUAGCGAAAUUUCGACUUCAUCCGACACGUCGGGGAGUGAGAAUUGCACUGUCUAACACACAGCAUGACAUUUUACGCCAGUCUCUGUUUCUUGUUUACGCUGUAGCAUCUAUCCAGCCAUCAAGCAGCAGCAGCACAUUUACUGAGCUACAAUCUCAGCAUCAAGAACCAGAAGAAGGACCCAGCACCAGCAGACUCAGUGCUCCAAUCCAACAGCCUGAAGACACAUCAUCAGCUUCAACAGAUGUCUGUGAACCUGUACAAGCUGGCCCUGUGGAUCCUGCUGACUGGCCACACCAGUUGACUGAUGCAGUGAGAACUGAAUUAGUUAGUCGAGGACCUUAUGAAGUAAAACCAGAUUUCACAUUCCCUAAAAGUGAGGAUGGAAGAAGUUUCCAUCACCACUAUGUCCACAGGCAGUUAGUGAAUGGGGAGAAAAUCAAGAGAAUGUGGCUGAUGUAUUCGCCCAAAAUGGAUAGUUUAUACUGUUUCUGUUGCAAGCUCUUCUCCCAGAAAGCAUUUAAAUUAAGUAGGGAUGGGUUUCAAUACUGGAAAAACUGUAGUGAGACUCUAAAAAUGCAUGAGAAUAGUCCAGAACACACCAAGAACAUGGGAUUGUGGAAGGAGCUAGAGAGCCGCAUAAGAACAGGCCAAAUAAUAGACAAAGUGGAAAGGGCACUGAUAAAUGCAGAAAGAAGACGGUGGCGUGAAGUGCUUACCAGGUUGGUCGCCAUCAUCCAGUCAUUGGCUGAGCGCAACAUUGCUCUCAGGGGGACCACUGACAAAUUAAAUGCACCUAACAAUGGCAACUUCCUGAAGGAAGUGGAGCUCAUGGCUCAGUUUGAUCCUGUCCUAAAGGAGCACGUUGCCAUGGUGGAAGGAGGAGCGAACCAAACUUUUGUUUAA